ACGUACGAUUCGCCCACAAUCCUAUUCCUUCCCAAAACAAAUUGCGAGAAAAAAAAGCGAGACAGUGAAAGAAAGCAGAAAUGGCUGCCUCAUCGGACGAUUUCUCGGUGCUGGUCCUGGCUUCUGAUCUUGGCGUAGAUGCUCGACCCUUCUUGGCUCACGGUCAAGGAGACAAAGAAGAAGAAGAAGAGCAAGAGAACUGGCAUGAUUGCUCUGACCAGUACCUCUUUCCCGAGGAAGACUUCUCCGAUCUCGAUCUCCUCCAGUUCUUUCGCCUCCAAGGCUCAGACAAACACGGCAACCGCAUUUUCCGUGUUGUGGGAAAAUACUUUCCUGCUGUGGUUGUGAGUGGAGAGAGGCUGAAGAAGUAUAUUUUCCACAAAAUAUGCAGUGAAGUGCCAGAAGGGCCAUUCUGCAUUGUUUACAUGCAUAGUACUGUGCAAAAGGAGGACAACUCCCCUGGAAUGACUAUCUUGAGGUGGAUUUAUGAAGAACUUCCCUCAAACAUCAAGGAGAGGCUUCAAACUGUUUAUUUUAUUCACCCUGGGCUUCGCUCAAGACUAGUUUUUGCCACUCUUGGCAGAUUCUUCCUUAGUGGAGGCUUAUAUUGGAAAAUCAAGUAUGUAAGCCGCCUGCAGUACCUUUGGGAAGAUAUUAAGAAGGCAGAGGUCGAGAUUCCUGAAUUUGUGAAAAACCAUGAUGACAUUCUUGAGCAUAGACCACUAACAGACUAUGGCAUUGAACCAGACCCUUCACACUUGGCUGAAAUUCCUUCCAUGGCCUACUCAUUUGGGAGGUAUGAAGAGAGAUGGACAGCAAGGGAGUAUAUGUCAUAGUUUAGUUAUUCUAAGGAGUAGACAGUGAGGUCCAUGAAAUUGGAUUGCCGUUGAGUUGUUGCAAAUCUUAUGUAUAUACACGCUCUCUGUACAGAAUGCUCCCUUGUAUUGUGUACCUCCUCUUGAAAAGCCUGUAGCUUUCUGUUUCUGAUCAAAACUUAUGUUGAGAGAUAUUUAGUAACUCUUCAUGUUUGAUUAAAACAGUUAAAAUUUUCUAUGAUUACAUGUUUGUUUAAACAACC
This is a messenger RNA of Quercus robur (English oak), 1078 nucleotides long. RefSeq lists its product as uncharacterized. Bases 81 to 836 code for a protein of 251 amino acids. The record is from RefSeq and is a predicted model, not a curated record. The transcript is spliced from 3 exons. Lineage: Eukaryota; Viridiplantae; Streptophyta; Magnoliopsida; Fagales; Fagaceae.